AUGGAUGGGGACAUGCGCUAUAACAUCCCCAAAUCCACAUGCCCAAAACAUAUAAUGAAUGAGAACGAAUCCGAAGUUCACUGCUGCGGUCUCAAUAUUUUUGAUAUUCCUGAAAACCUACCAAGGAGCAUCAAAACACUGGACCUGUCUCACAACCUCAUCACUAAAAUCACUGUGUCUCCAAUAUCCCACCUUCACAGUCUUCAGAGUCUGAGCUUAGGCUACAACCAGCUGGAAGAAAUAGACCGUGGAGCAUUCCUGGCUGUAACACAACUUGAUACUCUCAAUCUUGCUGCUAAUCAAUUGCACAAACACUACCAGCGCCAUGACGGGGUUUUUGCAUCGCUGCCAAAUCUAAAAAUACUAAGUCUUGCACAAAAUCAUUUGGACAGUAAAAUGGUAACGUUCUACUUAAACGGCAGUCGUUCUUUGAAAAAGCUGGACCUGUCAGGUAACAAGAUGGUAACACUGUCCCCUGGGACCUUUGAUGGAGCUUUGCAUCUUACAGAGUUAGAUCUUGCCAACAAUGACAUCACAGGGAUAACAGAAGGUACAUUUGAUGCCUUACAAAACCUCAGAACUCUGAAUCUUGCAGGGAACUUCAUCCAGUGCAUAGCUAGCUUUGAUCUCACACAGCUACAAGUUCUGAACCUCAGUUCCAAUGCCUUAAGGUUCUUCUACAGCAAUGACUCACAAACACCUUAUCAGCUUAGUACCUUAGACCUCAGCCAAAAUAACCUCAAACGUUUCCCAUUUCUUCCUAAUAUUCAUAAGAUCCAGUAUCUUAACCUUUCUGGAAAUAACCUGGUUGAAAUGGCACCAGGAUCAGAAACAACGUUGGAGAAUGUAGAAAGUAGCCAUUGGUUUGAAGCUGCUGAAGGCUUAGACCUUUUCAGUGCUAUUGAAUAUUCAAACUAUAAUCUAUCCCAUCUACGAGAUUUGGAUCUUAGCCAUAACCAUCUGACCUCGUUCCCUUCUCACUUCCUUUCUAAUGCAACCAGACUUGAAAAUCUAAAUUUGGCUCAUAAUUGCAUUACAUAUAUGAGGGAAGAGCCUUCUUCUACUGUGUCCAGCCAGGUAAAAGAUUGGACUCACAUACCUGUGACACUGAACGCCUUAAAGGUCCUAAAUCUGGAAGGGAAUUCUAUCCAAACUGUUCCACAGUGGUUGUUCAAGUUUCUUCCUAAUAUUCAACACCUCAAUCUCAAAGGCAACAAUGUUAUUCUGCGCCCACAGAGCCAUCCCAAAAUGAUUAAUGGUUCAUCAAAAGACGAUAUCUGUACAAAUUUUUCUAGGGCUCCCAAACUUAAGUAUUUGAAUUUAGGUCACAACUACAUUACACAGCUUCCACCCCGUGCUUUCCAUCAUACGCCUUUAGCUGUACUGGAUCUCUCUGAAAAUCUAGGAUUGACUCUUGAAGAAAGUACGAUGGAAGGGCUGGAAGAAUCACUACAGUUUCUCUCUUUACAAGGAAACCAGAUGAAUGAAUCCCAAGCAAAACUUCCAUGUUUAAAAUCAUUACAAUUUCUGAAUAUGUCUAAUAACAAACUUCGUGCCCUACCCGCUAAUUUAUACUGCUCUCAUGUGGACAUUGUGGAUCUUCGAAACAAUGACCUUCGUAUGUUAGAUAAUAAAGCUGCCUUAGCCUGGGCCUCGAGCCUUACCCAUCUGUAUAUCAAAGGCAACCCCUUUAGCUGCUGUUCCCUAAACUGGCUAAAGAUCUUGCAGGCUGGACCAGUACGUAUCUGGGAUCUGGAGGAAGCACAUUGCAUCUAUCUUGACAACAACAGCACUGGCAAAGCUAAUGUAACCGGUGACCACACUAAGCACUGCUUUCAUCAGACAAUAAGUAUUCACUCUAUAAUUGUGAUUAUAAUUUCAUUCAUAGCCUUGACUUCUUUGACUUCUGCAGUAUAUUUCCUGUGUAGGAAAGGAAGACCAACGUUGGCAUUAACCUGUAAGUUCAGGAGCAAUAAGGUGGCUGCAGAACCAGCCAGUCCGCCUAAGGCAGUGAAAUCAAGGGAGGAGUCCAUCAUUUCUACUCCGUAGCAGUCUUAUACAAUCAUGCAUGUACACUCUCAUUUGGCAAUGGGAAACAUUAAUGAAAGCUUUAAGUUACAGGGAAAGCUAAGCAUUCCUGCUGGUUUGGUUUAAUAGGGUUGUUCACCUUUUAAAUUAACUUUUAAUAUGACAUAGACUGAUAUUUUAAGAUCAUUUGCAAUUAGUUUUCAUUUUGUUUAGUUUUUCAGUUUUUUAGCUUUUUGCCCAGCAGCUCUCUAGUUUAAAAUUUCAGCGGCUGGCUGCUAGCGUCAUGUUUACCUUAGCAACUCUGGAUUGGUUUAAAUGACAGACUGGAAUAUGAAUAGGAAAGGGCCUGGAUAGA
Molecule: messenger RNA, 2383 nt
Organism: Xenopus tropicalis (tropical clawed frog)
Lineage: Eukaryota; Metazoa; Chordata; Amphibia; Anura; Pipidae
Gene: lrrc32.2
Product: leucine rich repeat containing 32, gene 2
Exons: 2
Coding region: 1-2049 (682 amino acids)
Source: RefSeq, a predicted model, not a curated record